Symbiodinium pilosum is the source of this 1551-nucleotide messenger RNA. Lineage: Eukaryota; Dinophyceae; Suessiales; Symbiodiniaceae. The record is from the annotation of a GenBank genome assembly.
AUGUACAGGCACAUGAUGGACGUAGGCCCUGCUUGGGCCACGUGCCUGUUUGUAGCUGCCAGCUCUGCUAGCUUCGGAGGGGCUGACAUCCUGGAGCAGUGGAUUCAUCCUUUGACCCGAGACGCUUUCUUCAACGAAUUCUUUGAGAAGACCUGGGCCCAUUUCCCUCAUCCGGAGUCCCUGGUCCCGAUCUCGCUUGAUCAUGUUGCUGAAUGGAUCAGGGAGCAAGGAAGCUCCAACGAAGUCGUUGAGACGCUCCGCCACCCUGUGACCCAGAAGAGUUUCCGGCCUUCAUCGAAACUCGACAGCUUGCAACACGUUUCGGAGGCCUUCUUGCAAGGCUUCUCCAUGGUGAUCAACUCUCUGCACAAGUGGUCAGAGCCUGGUGCCCGACUCGCCAAGCAGCUCUAUGCUGCGGGAGACUUUCCGGUGGAUGUUUACAUGUACCUGACGCCGCCUCACUCCUACAGCUAUGGCGUCCACUCUGAUGUGAUGGACGCUUUCAUGGUGCAGCUUUCAGGCCAGAAGCUGUGGUCGGUGUGCGACGUGCCAAGCUGGAUGUUCCCAGGAAAGCCGCCUCAAAGCAUCCUGGACAGCUCCGAUGUCUCCUGCGUAAACGUCACCCUGCAGGGCGGUGAUGUGAUGUAUUUGCCAUUUGGCACACUGCAUCAAGCCAGUACUGGAGAAGACUUUUCCAUGCACUUGACCGUGAACCUGGAAAGGCAGUUCUACGUCUGGCAUGCCCUCCUGCUUGCAAUGAUUCACAAGGCUUUUCGACCAGGAUUGCGCAUCAAGAAAUUUGCGUCAAGUGAGGACUUCCUGCCUGAUGAACUCGACAUCCCACUAGUACGGCUUUUGUCAAACUUGGCAGCCUCGGUGCCUGAGUUGUAUCGGCUGCCGGGAUUCAGCUUUGUGAACGGCUCGACAGAUUCGACGGCAAGGCUGCUGCUCCAGUCCCUCUGCAACCAGGAUUUGCCGGAGAGAUAUCUGGACCAAGUAAUUGCAGAGUUCCAGGAUCUUGUGGUUCGCCUUGAAUCCGUGGCAGCUGCUGGCAACUUCGAUAACGUGCUGAUUGGCAGUCGCUCUGUGGCAAUAAUGCACGCCCUUGAUCUCAUAAAAAGGAGCACCGUCCCGGUACUGCCGUGGGCCUUGCAACUGGCUCGCUUCCAUGCAAUGAAGCAUUUCUCUCUGCUGGGAAAGCCUCACCAGCUUCUGUCGCUGUCUGCGGCCCGGUCCAGAGAUCCUGGCGCUUUGACGAAGCUCCCUCUCUCGAAAUUCGCCUCUGUACUUAGCUCCGAGGAUACUUUGGUGCGUGCGCCUGUUCGCGCUGUGCUGCUGGAAGAGUCCGAGACACCGGAGGUGCUCAAGCUGGUGGUGAACGGUGCCUCCUUGUCCAUCCAGAAGGCUGAGGUCCCUGCUGCCCUGUUCUGCUUGGGGCGUUUCGCAAAGACUACCUCGAAAGGACGCCCCUUCAAGUUGAGCGAUGUGCCUGGAGACUCUUCAAAGCUCAUUCCGAAACUCCUGUCGUCUGGAGCCCUUCAGCUGCUCUAG